GACAGCCGUGGCUUCCCAGGCCAGGCUCGCUCUGAGUCCCUUCUUGGGGACGUGCCCUUCACGCCACGGGCUUGGUGAAUGUUUGUGCAUGCAGUAUUCAUCAAGCCCACCCCUACUCAGGGACUGAAUCUGGUCAAGGUCUCUUCUGGGAAGAGACCCUUCUGGUGGGAGAGGCAGGUAAGGGGAAUCUGGGCUCUGCUCUCCGGCCAGAUGGCUCUUAACGAUUGCAUGAUAAAAUGUGCAGCUUCCUGCUUCUGUCCUCGCGCCACUACAGUGCCCUUUCUGUUUUUAAGGAAAGAAGGAUUGUCCAAAUGUGGAAGAUGCAAGCAGGCAUUUUACUGCAAUGCGGAGUGUCAGGGAAUGGAUGCAUCCUAAGAGCCUGAAGACAGGAAUGGCGGACGUUUGUGUAAGCAAACCUGUUACAGAGUGAGUCUUAACUGUUCUGGUUAGCUGCGAACGCUUCCUUAAUACGGAGGAUCAGAAUGUUGAGCUGCGGAGGGAGGUACUUCUUGGUCACCCCAGCAGAGAGAAGAUUGGCUCAUGCACAAGUUGGAGUGCUCUCCCAUGGUUGUUUUUGGGGAAAACUGGAACCCCUCAGAGACUGUCAGGCUAACAGCAAGGAUUCUGGCCAAACAGAAAAUCCACCCAGAGAGAACUCCGUCAGAGAAGUUGUUAGCUGUGAAGGAGUUUGAAUCACAUCUGGAUAAGUUAGACAGUGAGAAGAAAGACUUGAUCCAGAGUGACAUUGCUGCUCUCCAUCACUUUUACUCCAAGCACCUAGAGUUUCCCGACACUGAGAGCCUGGUAGUGCUUUUUGCACAGGUUAACUGUAAUGGCUUCACAAUUGAAGAUGAAGAGCUUUCUCAUUUGGGAUCUGCAAUAUUUCCUGAUGUUGCGUUGAUGAAUCACAGCUGCUGCCCCAAUGUGAUUGUGACCUACAAGGGGACCCUGGCCGAAGUGAGAGCCGUGCAGGAGAUCAGUGCAGGAGAUGAGGUGUUCACCAGCUACAUUGACCUCCUGUAUCCAACAGAAGAUAGGAAUGACCGGUUACAAGAUUCCUAUUUCUUCACCUGUGAGUGCCGGGAAUGUACCACCAAAGACAAGGAUAAGGCCAAGGUGGAAAUCCGGAAGCUCACCGAUCCCCCAAAGGCAGAAGCCAUCCGUGACAUGGUCAGAUAUGCCCGGAAUGUCAUCGAGGAAUUCCGGAAAGCCAAGCACUACAAAUCCCCUAGUGAGCUCCUGGAGAUCUGCGAGCUCAGCCAGGAGAAGAUGAGCUCGGUGUUCGAAGACAGUAACGUGUACAUGUUGCACAUGAUGUACCAGGCCAUGGGCGUCUGCUUGUACAUGCAGGACUGGGAGGGAGCCCUGCGCUAUGGACGGAAGAUCAUUAAGCCCUACAGUAAGCAUUAUCCUUUGUACUCCCUCAACGUGGCCUCCAUGUGGCUGAAGCUCGGAAGACUGUACAUGGGGCUGGAGAACAAGGCUGCGGGAGAGAAGGCGCUGAAGAAGGCCAUCGCCAUCAUGGAAGUAGCUCACGGCAAAGAUCACCCCUACAUCUCCGAGAUCAGACACGAAAUUGAAAGCCACUGAAACCACGCUGCCUCUUAGUUUUUAUUUAAAUUCUAGCGCACAAACCUUGAAGAAUUGGAAUGUUUCAAAUCUCACACAUCACUCCAGCUUUUCUGUAAACAAAAUGGAUUGAAAACACUACAUGCGCUUAAACCAUUGCUUUCUUGGAGAUUGGUCUUCAUCUUUAACCUUAAUAUCAAAUUAAUUUCUGAGUGCUAUUUUUCCCUAAGAGAUAUGGCAUGGUUUCGUGUAUAUACUUUGGACAGGUUGCAUUUAAAAGAUGCAGUUAUUUUUUCCUUUGUGCCUGUUGUUUGGAUAGAUUUUUAAAAAUAUAAUUAUUUUCCCCUUCAUGCCUAUUGUAAUGUUCUGAACAAACCUGAACGGUGGCGGACAAUAAAAAAGAUAACAGUACUUGGGAUUGGCGUUUCGUUCUUUCUGCGGGGAGGAUUGCCAAAGCGGUGGUGGAGCUCACCCUUGGAGUGGAAGUGAUACUUGUUCUGGACACACCAGUGACCCCAGGCGUCCUCUCAGCUGGUGGGGAUAGGGCCUCCGCAGUCUGCAGGUGGUAUGACACCUGAGGAGGGAUGGGAGAGAGAAGGUGCCAGAAGGAAAGAAAGGUAUCUGGGCGAGAAUGAUCAGGUGACUAGAAUGCCCCCAACCCUCAUCCGAGAGCAUGCCUUGUAAUUCUGUCCAGGGCCCGGUAUCCCUGAAAUGCAGAAAAGGUGCUUAAUGCGAGCUUGGCUUUCUUGGAUUUUUUUAGUCUGUCUGAAAGCAAACGUUCCGUCGCGCAUUCUCGAUUGUUCUGAGCAGUACUCUCCUUGUUUGGAAAGACUCCAGGGAA
Messenger RNA from Trichechus manatus latirostris (Florida manatee), 2410 nucleotides. It is a transcript of the gene SMYD2, whose product is annotated as SET and MYND domain containing 2. Gene Ontology annotation, cellular component: nucleus. The record is from RefSeq and is a predicted model, not a curated record. NCBI's taxonomy places the organism in Eukaryota, Metazoa, Chordata, Mammalia, Sirenia, Trichechidae. The transcript is spliced from 12 exons. Gene Ontology annotation, molecular function: protein binding. The coding region runs from base 541 to 1590 and encodes 349 amino acids.